AUGAUGACUGUGAUCUGCCUGGAUGAUUACCACACCAAUGAUCGUGCUGGCCGCAAGGCCACGGGACUCACCGCCCUGGAUGCGCGCGAGAACGAUUUUGACCUGAUGGGUGUGCAGAUGGAGGCUCUGAAGACCGGAAAGGCCGUCUACAAGCCCAUCUACAACCACGACACCGGCAACAAGGACCCACCUGAGCUGAUCGAGCCCAACAAGGUGAUGGUCUUCGAGGGCCUGCACCCUAUCUACGAUGAGAAGGCUCGCGCCCAGCUCGACCUGGCUAUCUACAUCGACAUUGUGAACGAUGUGAAGUUUGCCUGGAAGGUGCAGCGCGACGUUGCCGAGCGUGGCUGGACUGAGGAGCAGGUCCGUGAGGACAUCGAGAAGCGUCUCCCAGACUUCUCCAAGUACGUGGAUCCCCAGAAGGCCAACGCGGACGUCGUGCUUC
Molecule: messenger RNA, 445 nt
Organism: Symbiodinium pilosum
Lineage: Eukaryota; Dinophyceae; Suessiales; Symbiodiniaceae
Source: the annotation of a GenBank genome assembly